GCAUGACGCUGUACACCUUGCUUUGCAAAGGGCCCGGAGCGCCAGUGGUGCUCCACUAUGCCAACUGCGGCUUUGACAGCUGGCGCCAGAAAUACGAGCUGCUGUGUACAGGUCACGGCACAGAGGAUGGCGCUUUCUCCACCAGACGGCCGGGCAUCGCUGAGAUUCGAUCUCACCUGGCAGCCAGGCAGCUGACUCUACGAGGUGGCAUGAAAGAUCUGGAGCGCUUCUACAAAAUCUUCGUGCAGGGAAACGAGUUCGACGAGAUGGCGUACCUGGCACAGUUCGGCCUGGUACUCCGAUUGACGCAGCCGCAGCAGAGACUGCAGGAGUCUCGCAGGAUCUUCCUGCAGUUCAGCAAGACCUGA
This is a messenger RNA of Symbiodinium sp. CCMP2456, 368 nucleotides long. NCBI's taxonomy places the organism in Eukaryota, Dinophyceae, Suessiales, Symbiodiniaceae. The record is from the annotation of a GenBank genome assembly.